AUGUCCAAGAACUUUACGGGGCAGCACGGCAAGGCAUAUCUUGUGCAACAUGUCGUCAACACGUACACCUCCGCCGAGGCGGACGACCGCGAAAUGCGUACAGGCAAGCACACAGUGCGCGACCUGUUCUGUCGUGUUUGCCAUAACAUGGUCGGUUGGAAAUAUGACUUUGCCUACGAGACGUCAGAAAAGUACAAGGAGGGCAAGUGUAUCCUCGAGCGCGAGAUGAUCGAGGAGCAACCAGAGGUGAAGCGUGACCAGCAAAAGCCGCCCCGCAUCGUCGAGGUCAUGCGUGAGGUUAUCAGCGAUACAUCCUUCAUCAUUGAGCCCACGGUCUUCCACGCCCUCCCUCUCCCCCUCCCCCUCCCGUCAAGCGUACCCACCCACCUCUUCAAGGCUGGUCCUAUCUGUACCCGCAUUUUCUGGUCCUACGACCUCCACUCCACCGGCAGCGCCAGCCCUGCUGCACAUGCUCGCUGA
Molecule: messenger RNA, 480 nt
Organism: Apiotrichum porosum
Lineage: Eukaryota; Fungi; Basidiomycota; Tremellomycetes; Trichosporonales; Trichosporonaceae
Exons: 5
Coding region: 1-480 (159 amino acids)
Source: RefSeq, a predicted model, not a curated record